Molecule: messenger RNA, 871 nt
Organism: Selaginella moellendorffii
Lineage: Eukaryota; Viridiplantae; Streptophyta; Lycopodiopsida; Selaginellales; Selaginellaceae
Product: 1,2-dihydroxy-3-keto-5-methylthiopentene dioxygenase 2
Exons: 6
Coding region: 23-631 (202 amino acids)
Molecular function (GO): acireductone dioxygenase [iron(II)-requiring] activity
Source: RefSeq, a predicted model, not a curated record
UCUCUUCUGCACAGAAGCCAGAAUGGAAGCAUCGAAAUCGGAGAUUCAAGCCUGGGAGUACAACAGCACCGACGAAAACGAAAAGCUUGCUCACAAGUAUCAUCCAAACCGCGCCAUCCCUCUCUCUCAUGUGCAUGGCCUGGGAAUUCUCACCUGGAAGCUAGAUGUUGAUAAUUGGGAGUCCGACACCGAGCUGAAGAACAUAAGGAGCGACCGCGGCUACAAAUACUCCGUACGUAGCCACGCCGCCAUCGUUCUCUACUUGCUUUUUCCUUUCGAUCCAUCAAUGUUUGACAAUCUCGUUGCAGGAAGUCAUAACGGUUUCUCGAGAAGCGAUGGUCGACUUCGACGCCAGAGUGAAAGGUUUCUUCAAGGAACACAUGCACUCCCAGGAGGAGAGCCGUCUCAUUCUCGAUGGCAGCGGAUACUGGGAUAUCAGAGAUUACGACGACAAAUGGAUCCGCUUUUACGUCCAGAAAGGCGACCUCGUUGUUCUCCCUCCCGGCAUGUACCACAGGUUCACUCUGGACACAAACGAUUACAUCAAGGCACUGCUGCUGUUCACGGAAAAUCCUGUAAGAACACAGCACCAGCGAUCAGACGACAGUGCAGCCAGGAAGCUGUACGUUGAAAAGUAUCUACUGCAACAGCGAGUCAAGGCACAGUGAUCGACGUGUGAGAGUCGACCCGGCCAUUUUCCUGCUAUGUACUAUAGUAAAGUUGCGCUGAUAUUUUCUUUCCCUGCCCCUUUGUUUUUCUCCCGAGAGUGUGUUUAACACGGGGAGCUUGCGAAUAGAUGUGAGAAAUCUAUCCUCUCGUCCCUAUAAUGUAUACCUUCCAAUCAUAUAAAUAUCUUACUACCACUUGCAAA